This is a messenger RNA of Octopus sinensis (East Asian common octopus), 501 nucleotides long. RefSeq lists its product as uncharacterized. NCBI's taxonomy places the organism in Eukaryota, Metazoa, Mollusca, Cephalopoda, Octopoda, Octopodidae. The coding region runs from base 1 to 501 and encodes 166 amino acids. The record is from RefSeq and is a predicted model, not a curated record. The transcript has 3 exons.
AUGCAUUGUUUAGAAAAUGUCCGAUUCCGCAAUAUCAAUCCAGAAGUGGACAAAACUUGGUAUCGCAGUGUUAUCAAGUACCUGCAGAAAAAGUGUUUAGCCUUCGACGACAUUCAUGCUAACAUGGUCGCUGUAUUAGGAGAUGAUGCUCCAACUUUAUUAACAGUGCAAAAGUGGGCAACUGAAUUUAAGAGGCAAAGGGAGAGUGUUGAAGAUGAUCCAAAGUCCGGACGCCCCGCAACAGCCACUAGCGAAGAAAGCAAUGGUCGUGUUCAUCCCAUAGCGAUGGAUGAUAGGGGUUUGACUAUAAAUCAAUUUGCCAGUGCUAUUAGAAUAUCCCUUGACAGACCUGAGAAUAUUUUGCACAAUACAUUUGGUGUGACGAAGAUUUUACUCGCAUAUAAUAUUUACAUCACGGAAUACUUAGAGUCCAUAUUACAUGAAGCUAUUACAAAUAAUCUCUUGGAUACAAUCAUUGAGAUUAUUCACCUUAAGCCAUAA